AUGGUCAGCUCGUGUUGUGGCUCCGUCUGCUCUGACCAGGGCUGUGGCCAAGACCUCUGCCAGGAGACCUGCUGCAGCCCCAGCUGCUGCCAGCCCACCUGCUGCAGGACCACCUGCUGCCGCCCCAGCUGCUGCGUGUCCACCUGCUGCAGGCCCCAGUGCUGCCAGUCCUCGUGCUGCCAGCCCACCUGCUCUCAGCCCCGCUGCUGCAGGCCCCAAUGCUGCCAGUCUGUGUGCUGCCAGCCCACCUGCUCUCAGCCCCGCUGCUGCAUCUCCAGCUGCUGCAGGCCCCCGUGCUGCCAGUCCUCGUGCUGCCAGCCCUCCUGCUGCCGCCCCAGCUGCUGCAUCUCCAGCGGCUGCAGGCCCCCGUGCUGCCAGCCCUCCUGCUGUGGCUCCAGCCCCUGUGGCUCCAGCUGCUGCCACCCCUGCUGCUGCCUGCGCCCCGUCUGUGGCCGGGUCUCCUGCCACACCACUUGCUACCGCCCCACCUGUGUCAUCUCCACCUGCCCCCGCCCCACGUGCUGUGCCUCCUCCUGCUGCUGAUGCCCUGUGACCCCUGUCUCUGUUUAUUUCUGUCCCCAAGGGUGUAGACCCUCCUUUUGUGCCGACCUUUAGAACACCUGGAGUCUGAUUGACUCAUUCAAUUAUUUGGGCCCCAUGAGCAUAAGGAGUCCACCACGGUCCCACUGACCCUGUGAGCACAAUCUGGUUCAUGUUAAACUCUACUUUGCCAUCUCUUCCUUUCAGUAUCGGCACCAACUAGGAAUUAACUGGCAAUCCAACAGGUAAGAAAUAAUCCCCACCCUCUAUAUCUCUCCUUUCUCCUCAUCACUCUGGGGGGCUAGAUUGUCCUGCCAACAAGUUGACUAAAUCAUCAGCAGCCCGCCCCUGGGUGGCACUGACUCGUCCGUCAUCCUCAGACCCAGGCUCCACUUAUACCGUGUAUUUCCUCCUAGAGGGACUUUCUUAUGUUUUGUUGCUUCUCUGCUUUCUAAUAAACUUUUCUGCAUAUAAGAA
Molecule: messenger RNA, 1017 nt
Organism: Phacochoerus africanus (Common warthog)
Lineage: Eukaryota; Metazoa; Chordata; Mammalia; Artiodactyla; Suidae
Product: keratin-associated protein 4-7-like
Exons: 1
Coding region: 1-543 (180 amino acids)
Cellular component (GO): keratin filament
Source: RefSeq, a predicted model, not a curated record